Molecule: messenger RNA, 1119 nt
Organism: Rangifer tarandus platyrhynchus (Svalbard reindeer)
Lineage: Eukaryota; Metazoa; Chordata; Mammalia; Artiodactyla; Cervidae
Source: the annotation of a GenBank genome assembly
AUGUCCCGCCGCCGCCGCCCCACGCCGAGCUCCGGAGCCCGGCCGAGCGGCCGGCCCGACAGCGGCGCGUUACCUGCGCCCCGCGCCCCAGCCCGCGCCGCUCCCGCGCGCCGCUGCCGCGCGCCGCCGCCACCGCCGCCUCCGCCGCCGCCGGGGCUCCACCGCCUUCUGCGUCCCAGUGGGUGUCGGACGCUCCCGGACCGAGCGCCAAACCAGGCAGCCCAAUCGCCAUCGCUUUUAUUUGGCCCCCCCUGUCCAACCAAGCGCCGCCCCGAUUGGCGGGACGCGAGGCGGGCUCCCGUCCAAUCACAGGGCCCGCCGGGCUCGGAGGCGCCGAGCCAGCCCCACGCAGAGGCGCCCGCGGGACUCGGCCGGGCCGGGCCGGCGGCGCGUGCGCGCGGGCGGGCAGGCGCUGAGGGACGCUGCCGCCCGAGUGGAAGCGCCGGGCCGGCUCUUUGUUCUUUUCGCCGAAAGCCCGGCGCCUCUCAGGAAGGCGGCGGGUCCGGCGCUCGAGGAAGAAGGGCCUCCAGAGCCCGAUUCCCCGAACCGCGGGCGGGAAGGCGGGCUGGGCGGGGUGGCGGGAACCGGCCGGAGGGCGGGACGGCGCGCUCGCGGCGCUUGGCGGGAACCGCCGCCUCUGUGUUCCCGGGCCGGAGGGGCGGGGCGGGGCCGAAAGCCAAGUUUGAACCAGUUCAAAACUCGGGGGUGGUAACGGUUUCAACCGCCGCGCUCUUUUUCACCGCGCGCGCAGCGGAGGCCCCGGGCCGGCGGGCGGGAGGCGCCGGACGUGAGGGCCCGCAGCGCCCCGUCUGCGGGCCAGACGCCCUCUACGGCCCCAGCUCCAGCCGGGCUAGUCUCGGGCGAGGAGCAGCGAGCCUCCCGCGCUGCGGCAGGGCCGGUGCGCCGUCCCCCGAGCCGAGCGGAGCGCCCUGCCCGCUACUUUUGUCUGCUGCCGCCCCUCGGCCGCUUGGCCCGACUCGGGUCCCACGUCCCGCUGGACUUUGGCUAGUGGAUCCCGCAGUGCCCAUAGCCUUAGAAACCCUGGGAAAGAGAGAAGUCACGAUUAUUUCAAAUUCCUCAUUCAGAGCGCCCUGUUCAGACCCUUUCCAGUGUUUGUAG